AGUAAGUAUUGUCUUAUAUCGACUUGAACUUAAAGUACGAAUUAAUAGCGUAUAGAUUCGGAAUAAACAUCACAAAUAAUACAGAAGUGUUUUUAAGUGUGAAAUAGAUUACAAAAAAGUAUAUGAAACAUAAUUUUAAAUCAAUGUACUUAGAUUCAUAUAAAACAUCUAACUUACUACAUAGCAAGGUCAGUUGGUGGUAGGAGACACAUCUGAAGUUAAUUAAAGUUACUUUACAAUUGUAAAAAACGUUAUCUUCUUUGCACUAAAUGCAAAAUCAGCAUUGAAACGGCGGAAAAAAGUCGAACAAAGUGGAUUCUCAUUUGUAUUAGUUGUUUCGCGUGCUCUAAGUUCAACGAGUUAUCAGUUACUGGUUGAUGGGUCAAAUCAUUUGCUGUUAAUCAGAUGUUAGAAGGAAGUGCUGAACAUCGUGAAUUCUGAAAAAACGCUCGUGAUACAGAUAAUAAUUUAUUAUCAUAAGGUCGUCAGUCCUAACAAUUACGCCUGAUAUAUUUGUGAAGACAGCUACAAAAGAUCAUUCAGUCGUUCAGUUAAAGUAACAGAAUAAGAAGUUACAAAUUUGACGGAAGCCUAGGGACGAGAUCAGGAUGAUGGAAAAUUUAAUUAGUGAACCUCAGUGGAUUUUAGACCGAAAGGGAUCAGGGCCUCUGUUUUGGAGGAGGACUAGCAUAAGCAGAAAAAACCAAAGAGUGAAGUUCCGACACGACGUGGAAGUCCUUGAGUUCUGCCGCAGCGAGCACGAAAUGGAAACUUUUCUCCAACAGCAACAACCAGAAGAACAAGAGGAGUCGAACACGAUCUCGAUGGGAAUGACGGCCAUUGUUUGUCUUAUGGUUACGGUCCUUCUGCCGUGGUACUUGAUAGGAGUUGAGUGAAAAAUGAACGAAAUGUGAGAGCUUAAGACACUAUUUUCCUUCAUUCCUUUUUAUAUAUCUUUAAUACGUGUAAACAUACAUUUACUAUAGUACCGUGAGCAAAAGUUAUUUGCUGCAAACAAAACUAUAAAGGAAUUACACAAAAUUUCCUUUUACAUUUACAGAGCAGUUAAAUUUCAUCAUAAUCAUAAGGUCGUCAGUCAGUUAAAUCUGCAGGAUAAUAAUUAUUGUAAAUUAAAUGUAUUGAAAAUACGUUUCUAUUUCGUUCUCAACAUAA
Messenger RNA from Agrilus planipennis (emerald ash borer), 1173 nucleotides. RefSeq lists its product as uncharacterized. NCBI's taxonomy places the organism in Eukaryota, Metazoa, Arthropoda, Insecta, Coleoptera, Buprestidae. The record is from RefSeq and is a predicted model, not a curated record. The transcript is spliced from 4 exons. Bases 609 to 896 code for a protein of 95 amino acids.